ACACACCUCAGAAGAGCAGAAACACGAGAGAGAGUGAAUUCAUAGAGCUCCGGUUUUCGCACAAAACCGAAGAGUAAUAAAAUUAGAAUGGUUGUUUUUAUCCUUGAGGCGACCGACUGAUAGUAUGAUGUGCGCAUUACGAGGCAGUGCUGCGAACGUCUUAAAGAAAGUGACCUAGUCCGCGACUCAGCCAGAUUCGAUAACACUAAUUUUUCCUGUUCGGUUUCUAACAGCAAUACAAACAAUGUUUACCUGCAAACCAGGUCGCAGGGGGUUCUGCAGCCUAUCCAGGUGGAAUUCCUCUAUUGGUUCCUUUUCUUACAUGUUACAAUUCAAAAUUAAUAUAAAACGGAACACUUAACGGGAAAAUGUUAACGGUGCUGUUAGUGGGCCCUAUUAAAUAUGUAUCUUUCCUUUUCUCCACUCCUCGCUUUUCUCAACUCGUGUAAACCAGUAAGAAGAAAUUAUCUUUGGGGUCGUUUGGAUGGAUCAUUUACAAAAUGAGACAAUUUGGUGUAAAUGUCUCAUUUUACAAAAUGAGACAAUUGCAUGAUACAUUUGUCACAAAUUGCCUUGUUUGGGUUGUUAUUUGAGAUGAGGCAAUUGGGAAGAGACAUUUACUAAAAUUACAAUUUUUUCCUUGUUUUCUUAUCCUCCUCCCUAUUCCUUCUUUAGCACAAGCCCAGGUAAAAUACUUCCCAGAUCAUACGUUGAGAAACAGAGCAAUGGAAAAAAAAACCCCAAAUCCAAGUAGAAAGAUCCCCAGCCAAGCAAUAAGAUUUUCCCCAAAUCAAAUCUUGACUAAAUUAAAUCUUGAAUGAAUCAAAACCAUUACUUCAAGAAAAAACAAUUAAUCAAACCAUCAGAAAACAAUCUCACACCCUCACCUUAACCACAAAACAUGCAGUUAGUUUCCCCAAGAAAACAAAGCCUUCACCUUAUCUUCUGCAAAUUUUGAUCCCCCUGCUCCGGCGAACUUCUAUUUUACAGGGUUUGUGCUCUCCCAAAAAAACCCAAAAAACAAAUCGAAAAUUUUAACAAGGAAUCAUUAACCAAAAACAAAACAAAAUCGAGACCAGAAAAAGGGGGUUUAUGCUUGGUGAUGUUGAGUGCAAUCCUCAUGUUGCCUUGAGCUGAAGCAACGGUGAAGAGUCUGGGCAUGAGGGAUGUCGUCGCCUGUUGGGCAGAAGCAUACAAUGGCGGUUCGAGUGCGAUGGUAGAUUUUUCUUCUAUAACCCCACAUGCAACAGUCCAAAAACAUAUCUAUCAACAAACCCAAUAUCCCUCCCCUUCUAUUGUCGCCGCUUUGAGAACUUAUCGAUUAUGCUCAUCGGCGGAAACUAUUCCCUAUCAACAACGAUGAGGUGGGCUUCUUCUAUUUUGGCUAAGAGAGAGGGCAAGAUAAAGAAGAAAACCAGAUCGGGAAGAAAGAUGGGGAAAAGAGAUCGGAAAAUGGGAAAGAAAAGUAAGAGAGAGAGAACGACAAAAGGGGAUAGAUUGGGCAAAUAUAUGGGCAAAAUGAGACAAUUCACAAUUCCUCCCCCCUACCCAGGUAAUUAGAAUUCACCCCUAAUGAGUCAAUUUCAAUUGCCCCUUGUACAAUUGCUUCGUUCAAAUAUUUUGUGGCCAAAUGAAGCAAUUUGGUCCAAUUGACUCAAAAUGAGUCAAUUGGGUCACAUUGCUCUAUCAGAAUGUUCCAUCCAAACGAACCCUUUGUUCUGUUGUUCAACAAAUGAGUAACUUGCAUCCUCCUUCACAGAGUUUAAUUGAUUGCUAACUUAUUAUAUGACUAUGAUUUAGCGAACUUAAACAUUUUUUACAAAAUAAUAAACAUGUAAUCAAACACAGUGAACAACAAAUGUAAUUUAUCUCUCACAUAAAGAAUUAAUCAAUGGAAAAAAUACAUCACAAGAAUAACUUGCAUCCUCCUCCAUAAAGAAUUAAAAACUCAUAUAUUAUGUUGGAUGAAAUCUGAAAGGAAAUGACCCUUUCAAUCGCUAAUAAUUGUUAUGAGAUCUUUUUUUAUAGAUUAAAUGAAUAUUGUGGCUUGGAUUAUAGAAUUAGGGAUUGGAGUUCACCCAUUAGAGGUUAGGGUAUAGUAUUAUGUCCCAAACUCCGGUUAAUUCGUGCUCUAAAUAGUAAAACUCGAUAGGCGUACAAUAUACGUCUGACAUACGCUAACCUGCCGUAGAACUCUCCAUAUAUAUGGAGAGUUCUAUAGUACCCAGGGUGAAAUCCGGGGUACCGCAUACCUUAAGUAACAAAACACUAUCUAGACCUUGAAUUGACUGAUCUUUUGGACAUAAUACUAUACUCUAACCCUUAAGAUCAAAAUCUAGGUCUUAAUUCUCUAAAUCUUAUACCACAAGAUCAAUUUAAUUAGAAACAAUAAUCGAUGGUUAUGAUUCGUCCAAAUAUAGGCAAAAAAUCAAUGCACCAUCUUAGGGUUUAUUGUUUAUGAUUUAGAUAAUUAGGACCUAAGAUUCACUCAUUAAGGGUUAGGGUAUAGUAUCAUCCCCAAAAAUCCUGCUAAUUCGAGGUAUAGAUAGCGUUUUCAUACUCAAGGUAUACGAUACCCCGUAUUUCACCCGGAAUACCGUAUAUAUAUAUAUAUAUAUAUGGGGAGUUCUACGGCACCCAGAGUGAAAUUUGUGGUACCACAUACCUUGAGUAAGAAAACGCUAUCCAGAACUUGAAUUGACUGAUCUUUCGAACAUGAUACUAUACUCUAACCCUUAAAGAUCAAAUCUAGGUCUUAAUUCUCUAAAUCUUAUACCCAAAGAUCAAUUUAAUGAGAAAAAAAUAAUCGACGGUUAUGAUUCGUCCAAAUAUAGGCAAAAAAAUCAAUACACCAUCUUAGGGUUAAUAGUUUAUGAUUUAGAUAAUUAGGACCUAGAGUUCACUCAUUAAGGGUUAGGGUAUAAUAUCAUGCACAAAAAUCCUGCAAAUUCAAGGUCUAAAUAGCGUUUUCAUACUCAAAGUAUGUGGUACCCCGGAUUUCACCUGGAGUACCGUAGAAGGCACCAUAUGUAUGUAUGUAUGUAUGUAUGUAUGUAUGUAUAUGUAUGGGAAGUUAUAGGGUGCCCAGGGCAAAAUCCGGAGUAUAGAAGACCGGGGGCAAGGAAAAUUACAAAAAGCAUCACGAAGCAUUAAAGCUUUUUUCAUUGGACUUCAACCUAACUGUACCCGGUUCAAUAAUGCGGUACUAUUGAUGCUCAUCUCAGUGAUAGUACUGAGUGAAAACAUGGGGUACUUUUUAAAUGUCUAAAUACAUGAUGUAGUCCGUCAAUGUUCUGUUAUGACAGGUGCUAUUGACUUAUUCUCAAGUUUUGAUUGUGUUACCAAUUCCUUUUGUUAUCUAUAUUUCUCAACAGUGUGGAGAAAUGAGAAGGGUAAUUGGCCCAAGCCCUAUGGAUUAUUUGAAAAUAAUGAAAAAAGCAUAUCACCAGGCUGCCAGUUUGUGGAUGUCGAAGUGUAACAAAAAGGAAUUUGAUUGGUUUGGUCUUUUUGAUACUCCAAACUUGGUGAGAUGUUGAUGGAGGUCAACUUACUGGGUUUUUUGCGGAUUCUAACAGUAGACUACUACUUCCAUAUUGUUCAGUAUAUUGUGGCAUUUGGAACUCUUUAUGUAUUGAGUUAAAAUGUAGAAGACCAUUAUAACAAACUCUUUAUGGUGCUGAAUGCCUGAAUUGUUAGAUAUUUUGUACUAAAAACAAUGAAUAUUAUAAUCUAUUAUAUAGCAUUAUUACCCGCCGCGGAGUGCGGGCCAUUUAUCAGUUGAUAUAUAAAAGCCUAACAUUUGGUAAUUGUUCAUUAGUGGCCCACAAACUCUCCUUUUGCGAGUGGCCAACUUCCAAGAGUUUGUCCUUCAUUGGCCAACAUGGCUAGCUUCUCCUCUCUCACAAUUUCUGUCACUUUCUUUUACCCCACUCGCCCUUAAGAAACUAGAGGAUCUUCUUUUUCUCUGACGAUCUCUCCACUCAGAACUCUGCAAUACUCUCUUAUUAUUCUGAUUUCUCUUAACCAUACGCAACCUUUUGUUCUCAGUAGACCAUACCUUUUCUCCUCUCCUUUCAAUCCCUCUUCUCCUUCUCUGUUUUUCAAACCCACACUCAACCAUCUCUUUUUCCAACUCUUUGCCUCUCAUCUUCCCCUUUCCAAUAUUUCACCUGGUAUCUCCUAUUUCUCAUUGUCCUCAAGUUUUGAAGAAACGUAUCUACCCUUUAUCCGUUCAAUUGCUACCUCCGAUCAGAAUAUCUGUCUGCUUAUGCUCACCACUCGCGGAAUCCCAACUUUCGGCAAACGGGAUCCCAACUCAUGCCUGCUGUUGCUUAACACUCUCCAUGCUUUGCCUACUCUUCCUCUCAAAACUAGAAACCACGAGUGAGAGACGGGGAAUCAAACCCGGGAACCCACACAGACUCACCCGUCCUCCACCUUCGCGGCCCUCACCCUGCCUUCCCAUCCAUCUCCACCGCCGCCUGCGGAAUCUGAACCCAAAAAACAACCAAACACCUAUCGAUCAGAUUUUCAACAUUCAUUUUGGCGGAAUCCCAGGUCUGAACUUUCCUUCUCUCCCGCUGCUAAAAAAAAUGAGGGGAAUUAUUGGAGAAGAGUAAGAAGAGGUCUCAGCAGGUCAUCCGAGGAGAGUGGAGAAGGGAAAAGAUACAUGAACGAGGCAAAGAGAGUAGUGAGAAAAAGUUGAAGACGAGUUUGAGAAUGAGUUUUUAGAUUUGAUAGUUUACCCGGGAUUCGCUCAACGGGCUUUGUGGAGUUGUCCACGACGGGCUCGUUGAGCAGUUACUAGGAAAAGGUUUCAGAAAUCUGAUUUUUUGAACCAAGGGUUCAGGUUGUGACGGUAAGAACAGCGGGCGGUGGGUUUCAGUCGUCGAGUUUUGUGGGGGUGGACACGGUCCAAGAUAGGGUGCAUAACCCAUGGUUAUACACACGUCAGUAACCCAACAGGAGGCGUCGAUCUGGAGCGGGGAGAUCCAAUGGCUGGGGUCGGAGCGGGGUGGGGCAGGUGUAUUUUUGUCCAUUAUUUGAAUUUAUUUCUUCCGUAUUUAUACCUUUUUGGUUAUUUUCGGCCGAGCUGGAAUUGGAUUUAUGAGAGAGAAUGAGAAGUAAACAGAGCAAACGAGAGUUUUUCUCCGAAGGAUUACUCGAUGGCGAGAAGGUCGGUGGAGGACGCGAUUCUUAGCUUAAUUGGUGGCGGACUUGCAAGUUAUUAGUAGUUAGGUUUUUUUCAUCUCUUUUCUUCUUUUUGCUCGAGGUUGUGGCGCGAUUUGCUUGUGUUGAAGUUUUUUGCUGGUUGUUGUUUGAUCUCCGUUGAGGUAAUUUAUAGUUAUAGUAGGAUUUUAUGUUUUCGCAUUGAUUCCAUUCUGUAAUUUAUUUUUGAUUUUGUGUAUAUAUGAUUUAUCUGCGUUUUCUCUUUAGUGCUCUUUGUUUUAUGUUCUUGGUGAUCUGUUUGUAUAAGUUUGAUAAUGUUUUUCUUUUUUUGUUCUGCGUUUUUUGUUCAGUUGAUUGAUCCGUAGUUAAAUUUAUGUUUUGUGUAGGAAUCUUUUGAAUCUUCUCUGUUGACUCAGCUUUUUUUAGUGCAAUGAGUGAUCUUAAUCAAGGCGCCAUUGUUUCUUUGAAUGGAUCUAAUACUGGAUCUAGUUCUUCUCAUAGCGUUGUUGAAUCGGGAGGUAAGAAUUUUAAAUGUGUUUGGUAAGUUGAAAUUUGUAUAUAUGUUAUACCAUACAAUACUAUAUUAUACCAUAAAAUACCAUACUGGUAUUUUAUGGUAUUUUUGCAUAUGAGUGUUGUGUUUUCUUUGUUAUAGAUUGUUAUUAUAAUUGUCGUGGUUUUAUGUUCCUGUAUAUAGUUCGUGAUAAAUUUUUCUUAUAAUACCAUGGUGGUUUUUGUAGUAUUAUUUUAUUUUGUUAUAGAGUUUUUGAAUGUAAUAAACUUUACCAUAUUAUACUAUGGUGGUAUUAUAUUUUUUACAGAAUUAAUGUUUAAUUCUUAUUAUGUUUUAGGUUUUGAUGGUAUAGAUCCUAAUGUUCGAAGCUUAAUAAUGGUUCAAAUGCAGUUUAUUAUAUUAAGUAUUGUUGCAAUAAGGAAGGCUGAAGGAUUGGUAGUGAGAAUAAUCCUGCUAAUCGUGGUUCUAUUGAUGUGAAGGCUCGUGCUCGUCGUGUUCCAGAAAUCAGGGGUGGAUCUGAUGGUGCCUAUAUUCGAAUUAGGUGGUUUAGGGAGUUUAAGUGUUAUAAGAUUUAUAAGUGGUAUGAUGUCCUUAAUCAUGACAUGAUUCCUGAGAGUAUGCGUCACUACAUGAGAUCGAAUAGACAAAUGGAUCCUGUCUAUAAAAUCUUGGCAGAUGUGAAUAAUGGUGCUGGUAUAGGUGUGACUGCUUCGUAUAAUGCAAUAAGUACAGCUGGUGGUGGUCGGAAGUGUAUUGGGUUCACAAGAAAUGAUUUGAAGAACCACCUGCGGACAAUGAGUACGUCAUCAAUGGAGCAUGGUGAUGCAACUGCAUUGCUAAAAUACUUUAGACGACAAGCUAAGCUAGAUCCUGGUUUUUUCAUGAGGUAGAGGUUGAUGUGGACAAGAAUAUUGCUAGUAUUUUUUGGGCACAUGGGAAAAUGCGGAUGGAUUAUCAAUUUUUUGGUGAUUCAGUUAGUUUUGAUACUACAUACAGAACGAAUAAAGACUAUCGACCACUAGGUAUGUGUUCUUAUAUUUGUGAUUAUUCUGUAUUAUAGUUAUUUUGAUUUGGUAUUAUGUUGUUAUCUGUUAAUACUAUGGUGGUAUUUUGUGGUUUUUUUAACACUGUGUACCACAUGGUAUGUGCAGCUAGGGUUGUCAGUCGGUCAAUUUCAGUUUAACCGAAUACCGAUUUCUCGAUUAUCGGUUAAACCGAGCCACCACUGCCUGCUACUGACCACCGACCGUGAAGGACACCACGGCUAGCCGACCACCGACCGGUCGAUUAUUGGUUUUGGUUCGGUUAGCCGCAUAAGCAAAAAAACACUCCCUUCUCUCUACAAAAUACAUUAAAAAUUAUUAUUAAAAAAAAUCUCCCCCCACUAAAUCCUUAUCUCCUUCUCUCUCCUUCCUUCCUCCCACCCAAAAACCCCACCAGACUCGUGGACCACUUCUUCUUUCUCUCUCCUUCUUUCCUCCCAAAAAAUCCCACCAUACCCCUUCUUCCUUUCUCCCAAAAAAACUCACCAGACUCCUUCUUCCUUCUCUCUCCUUCCUUCCUCCAUUUCAAACCCACCACAUCUGCACAAUGUCGGCCAUGCAGGAGCAGAGGCGGAUGUCAGGGUAGUGCUGGGAGGCGAGUAGAGGGAGCGACAACGUCCCCGGCGUAGGAGAGGCAAAAAUGGAGAGGCAGAUGGAUGGAUAGAUCUGCAAGGGGCAGGGGUCGCGGUGGCAUGGGUCGCCGUUUGACUAUCUCUACUCUGUAUGCGGCUCGACGGAGGAAGGCGAGGAAGGUGAUGGGAGAAGCGGGGAGGCCUGGGUUCGUCGGAGAAGAAGAAGAAGAAGAAGAAGAAGAAGAAGAAGAAGAAGAAAGAAUUAGGGAGAUGGCGAUGGAAAAAGAAGAAGAAAGAAAUCUGAGGGUAGGGUUUGGAUGGCUGGCUGGGCUGGGUUUUGAAGGAGGAGGAUGGUUGGGCUUUGGGCUGGACUUUGGGUGGAUGGCCGGUUAUUUUCGGUUAGUCGGGUAACCGUGGUUAAUUACCCUCGGUUACUCGGCUAGCCGAAAAUCACCUUUCUUCCACCGUGCACCGACCGAGGUAAAUAACCGUCGCUUUUCGGUUAGCUGGUAACCAGCGGUUAUCGGAUAAACUGUCCGGUUAGCUGCUAACCGGAAACCGAACUGCCCCCUUUGUGCAGCUUUGUUUGUUGGUUUCAACAACCAUCAUCAACUCACUGUGUUUGCAGCUGCCCUUCUAUAUGAUGAAACAACGAUAAUGUUUGAGUGGUUGUUUAAUCAGUUUUUGGAAUGCAUGGGAGGUAUGAGCCCGUCGUCUAUUUUAAGUGAUCAGUCUGCUGCAAUUGCUGCUGGUAUAAGGUCUAUUUUCCCAAGUUAUUUCCAUGGAUUGUGUUCAUGACAUGUCUCACAGAAUGUAGUUGUUAAUCUGAGAUCUUUGUGUGAUUCGGCUUUCCUUUGUGAGCUUAGCUAUUUUAUGUACAAUGUUGAUGAUGAGGAUGAUUUUGAGUAUAAUUGGAAAAGAAUGAUAGAUAAGUGUUUCCCUAGGAAAGGACAUCUUGGACACAAUUAGUUACAAGGUAUUUACAAGGUAAGGGAGAAGUGGUCAUCGGCUUGGGUGAAUUCUCAUUUUGGUGCUGGUAUGAAGAGCACCCAGUUAAGCGAGUGUUGCAACAGUAAUCUUCGUCAUUACAAAGAAUCUCUUUCAUACAAUGUUUUCCCUAAUACAUAGUUAGCUCAAGAAGGGAAUGUAAAGAUCUUUGAUGUCUUCACAUUAUUAGCAUACUUCUCAAGGUUUGAUAGUAGACUGCUGAUAGUUUAUUUUGAUAAUGGUGAAAUUAAGUGUACUUGUCGCAAGUGGGAGUCAAGUGGUUUGUUGUGUAAGCAUCAAUUGAGGGGAUACAAUUUGUUGUGUUCUACAACUUGCAAUGUGAAGUUCCAUCACAUUCCUUCUACUUUGAUUUUAAAGCGAUGGACAAGGAUAGCAAAAACUGGUGGAAAUUUUGGAUUUGCAGUUUCGUCUACUGAGACUCCGUCAAAGUAUCGGUCUCGUCUGUUCACUAUUUCAGUUGUUUCUGCAUCGCUUAUCAGUAGGGUUUGUUUGAAUGAUGAUUUGUAUAAAACAACCAUGGAUUUCAUGAGUGAUUUGAUCAAGAAGUGUGAAGCUUUACCAAUUGUCGAAACAGCUGGUACGGGUGGAUCGACCAACUGUGAGAGUAAGUUCCCUCGCCCCAUUUUGUUGUGUAUAUGAUUUUGUUAUUUUUUUGUCUGCCAAGUUUUUUUACCAUGUUGUACCAUGUGGUAUAGGGUGGUUUUCGGCUUGUUACUUCUAAUGUUUUGUAAUACUAUGUGGUAAUGUUUCAUUUGUGAUAAGUUGAUUGUUCCUUUCUUUCUUUUAUUGCAGCAUUUCUUUGCUGUGAUCGUGUAUAUAAUUUGUGAUGUUUUUUUGUUUGCGAAGUUGUUUUACCAUGUUGUACCAUGUAGUAUAGUGUAGUUUUCUUUAUUGUUUCUGGUAAUGUGUGGAAUACCGUAUGGUAUUGUGGUAUAUGUUUUCAACUGAUAAGUUGAAUAUUUUUUUAGUUGUUCUUAUAUAUUUGUUAUUUAUUGUAGUAUGUAUUUUUUAUUUGUAGGUGAUGUUCCAGUUCGAAAUGUGAAGGGGUUUAAGUCUAAGAAUGAUUCAUAUAAGCCUUCGAAACGACCAAUUACAGAAGCCUGAAAUUGGAAGGACGGCUAGUAGGAACAAGAAAAAGACCAGCAUAUUGGAGGAGGAGAAUUUGAAGGCUGUGGAAGAAAGUCUGAAGUUGAAGUUGUGAUAGUUGUUUGAAGGCUGUGGAGUUUUAUUAUCUGUUUUGAUGUUGUUGAAUUUUACGUGUUUCUUGGAUUUUGUUUUUUGCUUUUGUUUGAAGUAGUAUGGAUCUGCACAUGAGAAGGAUUUAAUGUUUCGUGGAUGAAUUUAACCUUUGAUAUAAUGUUUUACUAUGGUUUUGUCAUGGUGGUGUUUAUUUUUAUUUUUACUUUUACCAUAUUAGUGUAGUGUGGUGUGUUCAGUUAUCAUAAAAUACCAUGUGUUGUGGUGUGGUGUAUUUAAAAAUGUUUAUACCAUGUGGUAUGGUAUAACAUGGUAUAAACAUUUUGAUGAGUGUAAUCUUAGAUCUGUGACAUUAAUAAAGGGUAACAUAAAGUACUAGGCUGUUACAUAACCAUAAUAAGUAGUGUUUCAAAUGUAAGUUUUAACACACCCAUAAUAAAAAAUACUUAAUAUCUUGUUUGUUCUCAAAAGAACACACAUAAUAAAAAUAGUUAACAUAUUGUUUCUCUUCAAAAGCAUUGUUUUCAAAAGUAGAUGUCUAUAGUAGACAUUAGAUCCAUACUGAUGUUCUCUCCUUUCCUUACUUGCCUUGAUUCUUCAUAGCGCAGUACUUUGUGGCACCUUUCAUAAUCCUAUCACGCUCAAGGUUUUCUUUAUCAAGGAUGAUAUCCAGCAUGAGACACUCCCUUUCUUCAUUGAUCAGAUCCACUCUCUUCCAGUCUGUCUACAUAAAAGUCUUGUACUUUCCUUACUAAUGGCGCAUCCAUCUAAUUAUGUACAAUCCACAUGAGAGUUUAUCUGGCUGUGUAAUCUUCCCCAGAUUGAACCAGUCAAACUUCUCCCAGGGGAUUUGUCUAUUUCCACAGUAUACACUCAUGUAGUUGAUUGCAUGCUUGACAACUCUUUCUGCCAUUGGUCUGUAAGUCUUCUCAAAGUCUUUGUAGCGGAGACUGAUAUGAAUAAAUUGAGAAUGUUAAUGGAUAAUUAUAAAUAUGUUUUGAGGAAUAGUUUUUUGAUGUCAUACUAUAUGCUAUUAUAUGGUUUUAGUUGUGUUCUUACAAGGUCACAGUUCUUGAAGCUGAGGUCUUUUGCCCAUUCUUUGUCGGAAAUAUAUUCGCCAACUUUGUCGAACUAUUGGUCUGCACUUAAUUGGGGAUUGUUGUUGUCUAUGUCCAGCUUGCAGUCAGCCUUAAAAUAUGAAAUUAUGUUAAGGCAAUCAUAUAUUCUAGCAUGGUAAGUCAAAUAUAUUAGAAGAUGGAUAAACUUACUGCCAAAUGACUAGAGAAGAACCACUUGGAGAUUUGUCCUUUUUUUGCUUGAUCUCUGUUCAUCCGAUCUCCAUAACAGUCCACGACAUCAGUUGUUAUCUGUUGAUCUAUGUCAGCAGAUUGCAAUGAUGACCUUUUGAGUAAGCCUGUGCCAUCCUUUCUUCUGAACGUUACCUCGUCCCUGUUCAGAACAGUAUACCACAUUAUACCAUAUGGUAUUAUUCAACAUUAUACCAUGUGGUAUUAUUCAACAGCAUACCACAUUAUACCAUAUGGUAUUAUGUUCCAACAAAGAAGUCCAUAUGGCACUGCACUACCAUAGCAUUAUACCUCGUCCCAUCCUUUCUUCUGAACGUUACCUCGUCCCUGUUCAGAACAGUAUACCACAUUAUACCAUAUGGUAUUAUUCAACAUUAUACCACAUUAUACCAUGUGGUAUUAUUCAACAGCAUACCACAUUAUACCAUAUGGUAUUAUGUUCCAACAAAGAAGUCCAUAUGGCACUGCACUACCAUAGCAUACCAUAGAAUACCAUACUAUAGUAUAUGUCAUUAAGAAAUUAACUAGAUAAUUGGCCCGCACUUUGCGGCGGGUAUACAUGACUAUCAAUUAAAUUAUAUUAGAUAGAAUGAGACUACAUAUGACCAUUUGAUUAGAGUGGAUUAGACAUUUUUAUAAAUUGAGUUGGUUCCAAUUACUAAAUUGAGACUUUUUUUAAUUGUAUCAUGGAUUCUCUUAAAAGCAAAGAAAAUAAUUAAUCAUGUCAAACCGUAUGAUCAUAUCGUUACAAUUAUGUGUUUGGUUGAAAUAAGGAUAGUGAUUUUUUUUUUGAAGGAUUUAACUUCCAUGUGCUUCACUUGAUACUAACUCAAGAAAGUUGUAUAUAUGUUGUUACACAUAAAAGGAAAAUCAAUAGAAACCCUUAUCAUGAAACAAAACAGUGCCUUGUUGUAAAUUAUAAUAUAAUGUAAUUCUCAAGCUUUAAUCUACAAGUGUUGAUAACCAUUUAUAUACUAAUGACUUUUGCAUGCUGGUGCUAAUAUGCUAGUGCUAUAGAAUGAAUUCCUCUGCUAAAAAAGCAUUGUGAACUCUACUUUAUAUGACCAUCCCUCUUCUCAUGGGAUAAAUUUUUGCAAGCUCUCCAAGUCGUUGUUGAAACAUGAAACAAAGCUUGUUCAACAAUUUGUUAUAUGAAUUUAGAUUUAAUAACUUAUAACAAACCCAAAAGAAGGAAGUCAAGUUCAACAUAAAGCAGGGCAGCGAACAGAGUAUAAAAUGAAAACAACAUUAAGAAAUACCAAUUUCAAGUAGCAUCAUGGAGCAUCUAAGUAACGGAGAGGAAGCCUUGGAUAAUGGGGGGUGGGUAAUAAUGUCUUAGUUUCGUUCUAACUCUGUAAAUCAUGUUACCACCACCACCGUUAUGAGUCGCCAUUUGGUACCUUUUGGUUCUCAUUGUCAACAGGUGGCACUCAUGCAUGCAUAUAUAUUCUGUGGUAUAUAAAAGCAUUUGAAAGGGAAAAGAAGCAUAUGAAAGCCAGCAACACCUAUACUAUAUAUGUAGUUGGCUACUUAUCUAGAGUUCAUAAACGAAUUCAAUAAGAUAUGAAAUCAUAGAAGAGCCAAGUCCUCCACACUUGUCAACCGUUUACGCUUCUAUUCACCACCCACCACAUCUUUCUUUUAACCAUCCCUGUCUUUCAUAUGAUUCUUCUCUUCUAUGAAAAUGGUGCAGCACUGUAUAUACAUUGAGUGUGUGAGAGGUUACUUGAGGAGAAGUCCAAGAAGAUGUGGACAGUUCGAUUCAAUCGUCACUUGCCCGCAACCUGCUCCUUCGAUGUUAGAUCUUACCAGUAGGGAUAUAUAGCUUUAUAUUCAUAAUUGGGAACCUUGACUCUCGAAACCCAGAAAACCAAGCUUUGUUCGUAAUCAAGAUCAUCUCCAUCUUAGCUAGCUGCCAUUGACGGGAAAGAAGAGAGAAAGAAGGAAACUUGGCUAAUCGCCAGGAAGGGGAAGAGCGUCGGGAAAUUGGGAAGAGGUCGCAGUGAACAAAUGGUAGACCGAGUUCUUACCCAGCCCUCAAAUCUAUCUGUUACGUGGUCCAUCGAUUAGGGUUCCGGUUUCUGGAAGGGAAGUAGUGGGAAGGGUCUAUGCUUGCCCAAUCGCUAAAUGAAUAAUCGAUGGGAAUAACGGAGGGGCAAAAGGAAAAGGAAAAGCGAACCAAGAAAAACGAAACCGGACGGAAAAAGAUAUACGGUAGACCUGACCGUAUCCCACUGGACCCCUAAUGCAAAACAGACGCUAUUUAUAUAUUAAUUGCUAUUAAGAAAUUUACUUACUGGGAGGCAAUUAUGUUGUCUUUGCACCUUAUGUACUCAAGGAUGUCACUGAAAACUUCAUCAGGAGUUGUUUGUGGUGGUGUAACCAUCAUUGCAAUUGGGAUUGCAUCUAUGGCACCAUCUUUUACCUGAACUGGUGCAUUUGCUGCUGAUGAGCUCAUUCCUGUUAUUGGUUGUGAAACUAGAGUAUUCUGGUCAUCAAUGUAAGCAUCCAAGCAUGCAUUUAUCUCCAGUAGCCUCUCUUGGCUGUUCGAGUACAAGUUUGACCAAUCAAUGAAUGGUUUAUUCAGCAACGGUUGGCUUGUUGUUUCUUCUGGGGGAGGGGGGGUUGAUGUUUUUGCUUUCUUCUCUGGUCCAUGCACAUUCUUCACCACUAUCCUUCUUUUGCGCGAUUCUUCUGGUUGUUGUGAUGCUAUGGUGAUGUUGAUAUUUGCUGCUGGUGAUGGGUGAUUGAGUGGACUGAUAAUCGGCUUUAAUAUAUCUGAUUCUUGAGCUUUAUGUGACUAUCUCAUGGUAUGUUUAAGUCGAUUGGUGCUAUAUUAGGGCUCCCUAACCCGAGAAUGGUUGAAAAACCAUUACUGCUUAGUGCCAUGAGUUUGAUAUAUUACAGGUGGAGAAAGCACGAAAGAAGAGAGUGCACGACCAAUUGAUUUGGGCCAUGAGACUUGGACCAGGGGUGGACUAUUUUUGGACGGACAGAUACUUGGAGGAAAGGGAAUUCUUUUUGGGCGGAAGGCUUGGGAAGGAGGAAUUGAUUAGUGAGGGCAAUUAUCUGGGGCAGCACAAGCUUGGACACGAAAACCUAGGGAAGUCUCUUGGCAACUAUAUUUGGGGCCCAAAUUACUUUGUCUCGGGGAGGAGACGCCAUUGGGUCAGGAAGAGAAAUUAAGUGGACAUGGUCCAUUUAGUUGGACAGGCCAUCAUUACUUUGACAUAUUUGGUGGAAUUAAUUGGACACGUUUUUGGCUUGGGGGAUUUAUUUUGGACGGAAGAGGCAAUUUGGGACUUUGGUUUUGGAAUUAGUUGGACACGGGAAAGGAGAGGGGAAGGCAGCAGGCGCAGUAGCCGGACUGGGGAGGAAUUCUCUUGGCGGCGGAGAAUAGAAAAAGUAGGCGCAGCGGGGAGGCAAUUGGGGCGAGAACUCUUUGGAAGGGAAAAGCGGAGCAGCAGCAGCAGGAGCAGUGCGAUUGAGAUUGGCGAUCGAGCUGUUCAAGGCUUGAGCUGAGUUCAACGAGAGCGAUUAGUUGGUUGGAUUUUCUAAACCUAAUUAGUUGUUUCUUGUUGAUUUAGAACAUGAUGAACAAAAUCCUAUCGUUUUAUCUUAAUUUCGUCAUGAACUAAACCCCAAUUUCUGGGGGAAACACCAUAGGAUGUAGCUAUUUCUUGAUUUGAUGGAUUGAUUUAUGAUUCUUUUCUUCCAAUCUCUAUUGCAUGAAAUUUCUUAAUGCUUUGUGUUGACUGGCCACCAAUACAUUGAUUUGUUGUUAAUUAGGUUAUUAGCGACAGUGAAACCCUAAUGACUGAACCUAUUUCAUGUGACAUAGUAACUUAUCGAAGCGACAGUGGAUUAAAUAAGGUGCUAUGCGGUCUUAAAUAGGAUAUCGAUCUUCAGGCUAAAUAAUUAAGUCAUUGAGCUACGACAGUAGGAUUUGAAUUAAUUGUUUAGUACGUAGUAAUUCCCGACAGGGAUAGCUAGCACUUUCGUGAUAUCCUGGCUGUAGAGAUAUGGAUUAAACUAAUUGGAGUAUGUGAAUUAAUCUGGAUAGGAUAGGUAGCGAAUCCCGGUGUUUCUCCCAGAGCUUUCUCUCAUUGAAUUUCUCCCGACAGUUUUCAUUUAGUUAAUUUGUUUAUUUUAUUUUGCUUUUAGAUCAUAGUUUCAUCUCAUUAAAAAUUUUCACAUAUAGUUUGCUCAAUAAAAUUGAUAGAACUUAAGGUUGUACCAGUCCCUGAGAGACGAUACCCGGACUUUCCGGUUUACUACAAGAUAGGAAUUGAAGCUAUACGCUUUUGACGUAUCAAGUUUUUGGCGCCGUUGCCGGGGACUGCCAUACCUUAUUUUUUGUUGAUUUUUGUGAGUGAACUAUUUUGAUCUGUGUGCUAGUGUGCAGGUGAAUUUCAGGUUAAUCCUUUUUGUGCAUGCCUAGGAGGACAACCAGGGAUUUAUUGCCACUAGACCCGGAGAUCGAGAAGACCUGUCGACUGAAUAGGAAGCAGGUCAAGUUAGGGAAGCAGCCAACCACAACUGCUAGGCCUUCCAUAACCCAGAGAGGGCAGGCUUCAUCACCAGUCGUCCCUACACCACCACCACCACCUCGUGACAUUGAGCCAGUCAUCAUGGCAGACGAGGAUCGUUCGAUCAGGGCUCGUUUAAAUCGACGGACUGUAGCCCGGGCUUCAUGUGUUUUCAUUCCGGCUGGGGAUGCAACCAUGGAGAUUACCCCAGCAUUUAUCAACAUGAUCACCAAUGGGUAUACUUUCUCUGGGGCUAGCAAUGAGGAUCCUCACGAGCAUCUCCGCCGGUUCGCGAGUAUAUGUGAUACAAUGAAGAGCCCCACAGUAUCUGAUGAUGCAAUCCGUCUUCGGAUGUUUUCAUUUUCUCUGCUAGGGAAUGCAUCACACUGGUUCCAAAACUUAACACCCCGUUCCAUCACGACAUGGGGUCAGCUUGAGAAGGUAUUUCUGGAUAAAUACUUCCCACCUGCCUUGGCAAUGAAGAGGCAAGAAGAGAUUGUUACUUUUAAGCAGGCUGAUGAUGAGAGUCUGAGUGAGGCAUGGGAGCGCUAUAAGGAGCUUCUAAUGAGAUGCCCGAGCCACGGUCUUGAAGAUUGGAAUGUGAUCUCCAUUUUCUUCAACGGAAUCAGAAGACAAUUUCGAGAUGCUCUGAAUAAUGCUUCCCGAAAUGGUUUCACAAGAAUGGAAGCACCAGAAGCAUAUGAACUGGUGGAGAAGAUAUGCUCUGAAGAUACUGAAUGGGGUAGUGAGACCUGCAUUCGAAGGAGAGGAGGCUUGCAUGAGAUAGACAGAGUUGCAAGCUUAGAAGCAAAGAUUGAUGCUAAGCUGGAUUCCAAGUUCGAUGCACUCGAACGAAGGCUGGCUAAGAUGGCUCUUGGUAGACAGGAGGAGGUUGCAUAUUGCGAAUUAUGUGAAGGUGCUCAUCAUAGGGAUUUAUGUCCACUGGUAGCUGAUCAGUUGGAAGAUGUGCACUAUAUCAACAAUCAGCAAAAUCAAGGCCAGGGUGGUAUGUAUUCAAAUACCUACAACCCGCAAUGGAGGAAGCAUCCUAACUUUUCCUGGGCAAACAACAACCCAGCUGGUGCUCGCAACAUUUCUCCUCCAGGCCUGCAGAAACAACAACCUCAACCAGAGAAGAAACCACAACUUGAAGAAUUGCUUCUGGCUCACAUGCAGAAAACCGACAAUAAUAUGAAGGGUCUUGAUCAAUUUGUCACUCAACAGCUAGCCAUCAACAAUAAUAUGCAAUCAUCUAUGCUAGCUAUGGAGAGGCAAAUAGGCCAGAUGGCUCAAACUUUGGCAGAUAUGCAAGGCAGGAUUCCUGGGACAUUACCAGCAAAUACUGAGAGGAAUCCGAAGGAUGCCAUGGUUGUAGCAGUGACAUUGAGGAGUGGAAAGGCCUUGGAAGACCCUAGCAGCUUGAAAAAGGCACCAGAGGCGGAAGAGGAAGCACCGGGAGAAAGAUCUUGUGCAGAAAAUGAAGAAUCAGCCUUGCACAGGCAAAAUGAAAGCGGUUUGCCUGUGCAAAAGCAUGCUGCCCGUGUACCUCAAAAAGUGGAAAAAUUGAAGAAUGAAGAGGUAAAGCCUUAUGAACCUCCCGCACCAUUCCCUCAAAGGUUAAUGAAGCCCAUGGAAGACCCAAACUUCAAGAAAUUUGUGAAUAUCUUCAAGCAACUUCAGAUUAACAUACCCUUGGCGGAGGCACUUGAACAGAUGCCUACAUAUGCUAAAUUUUUAAAGGAGUUGCUGACUAAGAAGCGCAAAUGGGCUGAUCUGGAGAAGGUAACCCUUACUUCUGAAUGUAGUGCUGUGAUUCAGAAUAAAUUACCAAAGAAGAGGGAUGAUCCGGGCAGUUUCACCAUUCCAUGUGUUAUUGGAGGUAGAGAGUUCGAUAAAUCAAUUUGUGAUCUUGGAGCAGGAAUUAAUUUGAUGCCAUACUCAGUCUACAAGAAAUUGGGAUUGGGAGAUGUUCUUAAACCUACUCGGAUCACACUCCAAUUGGCUGAUCGAUCAGUAAAAAUCCCAAAGGGAGUGGUGGAGAAUGUAUUGGUGAAGGUGGGGAAGUUUAUUCUCCCUACAGAUUUUGUGAUUCUGGAGAUGGAAGAAGAUCAGGGAGUGCCUCUAAUUCUCGGCAGACCUUUUCUAGCAACUGGUGAUGCACUCAUCGAUGUUGGGAGAGGCAAGUUGACAUUCCGAGUAGGUAAGGAGGAGGAAAUUUUUAAUGUCUUCCAAGUUGAUCAUAAUCACGAUGCAAUUGAUGACCUUGAAAGUGGAGCUCGAGAAAGGAAAAAUUCCUCUUCCUGUGAUAGUGGAUCAGUUGAAGAAUCACUUGUCCUAUCAGCUCAGAUUCUGAAAUCAAAGCAAGGACAGAAAUCCUUACCAGGUCACCUCAAGUAUAGAUAUUUGGGUAAGGAUUUCAAUCUUCCUGUUAUUAUUCCUUCUUCACUGACAUUGAAACAGGAAGAGUACCUGCUUGAGGCGCUGCAGUACCACCUACGCCUCACUAAAUGGUCUAACAUGCCAGCUAAGAAGGUCAUACCCAAUUUUCGCACACCUGGCCCUGCAGAGGUGACUCAUAUGCUGGAUGGAGGUUAUGCAUUCUAUCAUUGCUCGGGAGGGUAUGCUGGAUACCUUUCCAUACCCAUUGGUUGAAAGCUCCAUGAACGUCAGGCUGAGGACGUUAAACAAGCGCUUCUUGGGAGGCAACCCAAGGUAAGUUUUCUUUUCUUUUGUUUAAUUUUCUUUUUAGUUGUGUCAAACCCGUGCAUGUUUAGAUUAGGAGUUGAACAUUAGAGACAAUGUUCCAUCCUGAGUGUGGGGUGGUGAGUCUUAGUGUUGUUUGUCCAUGUUGCAUGUGGUAAAAAAAAAAUCCAAAAAAAAAAAAAAUUUGUUUGUUCCUUUUGUCAUGUGGUCGGUAAAAAAAACAAAAAAUUCAA
Messenger RNA from Linum trigynum, 18275 nucleotides. NCBI's taxonomy places the organism in Eukaryota, Viridiplantae, Streptophyta, Magnoliopsida, Malpighiales, Linaceae. The record is from the annotation of a GenBank genome assembly.